AUGUCUCGAACACGCCAGCCAAUUGCUUCAAAUUCAUUCCAAACCACGACAGACGAAGCAACAUCAUCAUCCCGGCGAAUCCGAUGGAGCGAAGAUGUCAUAGACAACGAGGGCAUGGGCAAAAAGAGCUCAAAGGUAUGCUGCAUCUACCACAAAGCCCGCCCAGUGGGAGAAAGUAGCUCAGAAGAGUCCUCAUCCAGCUCAUCCGAAAGCGAGAGCGAGAGUGAAGACGACCGUCGCACUGCCAGAGUCAACCGGGCUCGCCGCGCACACCCACACUCCGGAGACCGGGAACCGCACGACGAGCACGAAGGGUGUUGUCCUGAGGACCACGGCUCAAAACCGAAACGCAGUCGCAGGAAGCCGAGUCCGAAUGCAUACGAGAAGAUGCCUAAGCCGUCGAAGAGCCAGACUCAGAGUCAGAAUGAGAACCAGGCGCGGGGUACUUGA
This is a messenger RNA of Penicillium psychrosexuale, 450 nucleotides long. Its product is annotated as PPP1R11/YPI1 family protein. Lineage: Eukaryota; Fungi; Ascomycota; Eurotiomycetes; Eurotiales; Aspergillaceae. Gene Ontology annotation, molecular function: protein phosphatase 1 binding; protein serine/threonine phosphatase inhibitor activity. The record is from RefSeq and is a predicted model, not a curated record. Gene Ontology annotation, cellular component: nucleus. Bases 1 to 450 code for a protein of 149 amino acids. The transcript is spliced from 3 exons.